AUGGUAAACAUUACGGAGAAGAUCAAGGAGAUUGAGGCCGAGAUGGCUAGAACGCAGAAAUAUCAUUUGGGUCUUCUCAAAGGGUCACUCGCUCGUCUGAGAGCGCAACUAUUAGAGCCCGGCCCAGGUGCAGGCGGUCCUGGUGGAGAAGGUUUCGAUGUCAGCAAGAGUGGUGACGCUCGUAUUGCGCUCGUUGGUUUCCCUUCAGUCGGAAAAUCAACAUUCAUGGGCAAGAUCACAAAAACAAAAUCCGAGGUUGCGGCAUAUGCUUUCACCACACUCACUGCCAUUCCUGGUGUACUUGAGUACGGAGGUGCUGAGAUCCAAAUUCUCGAUUUACCGGGUAUCAUCGAGGGUGCUGCAGAAGGCAAGGGUCGUGGAAGACAGGUCAUUAGUGCUGCAAAGACCAGUGAUAUGAUCUUGAUGGUGCUGGAUGCUACGAAAAGAGCCGAGCAAAGAGCUCUACUGGAAGCUGAGUUGGAGGCCGUUGGCAUCAGACUGAACAAGGAACCCCCGAACAUCUACUUGAAGCCCAAGAAGGCUGGAGGCAUGAAGAUCACCUUCCAAACUCCUCCGAAGAACGGUCUGGACGAGAAGAUGCUGUACAAUAUUCUUCGUGACUACAAGAUUCUGAAUUGUGAAGUCCUUGUCCGUGAUGAGAAUGUCACUGUCGACGAUUUUAUCGAUGUUAUCAUGAAGGAUCACCGCACAUAUAUCAGAUGUCUUUAUGUCUACAACAAAGUCGACGUCAUCGGCCUCGAUCACAUGGAUAUGCUAGCAAGAGAACCAAACACCGUUAUCAUGAGUUGCGAGCUCGACCUUGGAGUCAGAGACGUCGUAGAUCGUUGCUGGGAAGAACUUCGCUUGAUCCGCGUUUACACCAAGAGGCAGGGCAUUGAUCCGGAUUUCAGCGAGGCUCUCAUCGUCCGCGGAAACUCGACUAUCGAAGACGUGUGUGAUGCUAUCCAUCGCAACCUGAAGGAGAGCUUCAAGUAUGCAUUGGUAUGGGGUGCUUCCGCCAAACACAUCCCUCAAAGGGUCGGUCUGGGUCAUGUUGUAUGUGACGAGGAUGUGGUAUCAAUCGUCGGUACGAAGUCUGGUCUUGCAGCAAAGUGA
This is a messenger RNA of Aureobasidium pullulans EXF-150, 1116 nucleotides long. Its product is annotated as GTP-binding protein. Bases 1 to 1116 code for a protein of 371 amino acids. The record is from RefSeq and is a predicted model, not a curated record. Gene Ontology annotation, cellular component: cytoplasm. Gene Ontology annotation, biological process: cytoplasmic translation. Lineage: Eukaryota; Fungi; Ascomycota; Dothideomycetes; Dothideales; Saccotheciaceae. The transcript has 10 exons. Gene Ontology annotation, molecular function: GTP binding; GTPase activity.